Talaromyces rugulosus is the source of this 891-nucleotide messenger RNA. RefSeq lists its product as uncharacterized. The transcript has 2 exons. Gene Ontology annotation, molecular function: DNA-binding transcription factor activity. Gene Ontology annotation, biological process: regulation of DNA-templated transcription. Bases 1 to 891 code for a protein of 296 amino acids. Lineage: Eukaryota; Fungi; Ascomycota; Eurotiomycetes; Eurotiales; Trichocomaceae. The record is from RefSeq and is a predicted model, not a curated record.
AUGGCUGAGAAAGCCCCCUCGCCGAGUAAUCGCCGCCGCGAGUCGGCUUCGUCGUCCGCCGGCAAAAAGCGCGAGUCGCGCGCUGGUACGCGCAAAGUGACCUCGCUGACGGCCGAGCAACUUGAGCGCAAGCGCGCCAACGAUCGUGAGGCCCAGCGCACCAUUCGCGCGCGCACCAAGGAGCACAUUGAGAGCCUGGAGCAUCAAGUUGCUGAGCUGAGCGCCAAGGGCGACCAGGUCGACCGCGUGCUACAGCGCAAUGCCGCCCUCGAGGCCGAGAUUGCGCAUCUGCGGCAGCAGCUCGCUAUCAUGACAGCCGACGAUGAACGGAGAUCAUCCACUUCGUCCAACCCAGCCAGCGUCAUUUCAUCACCCUUUAACAGCCCGCCUGUAACCGAUUCACUCUCAUCCGCCUCAUCCAUUCCCCCAGUCCCCAACCAUCGCAUGUCCAUGUCGCAUGGCACCUGGCAUUCAUACGCGCCGGCCACUGGCCCCGAUCAGCAACCCGGUGGCCAGAUCUACGCCAUGGCCGAUCCCAUUGCUGCAGCUGCCGCCGCCGCUGCUGCCGCUGCUGCUGGAUCGACUAUGCAUCGCCAUCAGCCUCAUGCUCACGCUCACGGGCUGGCAUAUACGAUUCCUCAUUCUGCUGCUGCCCAAUAUCCCACCGCGGAUGCAUAUCAUCAUAAUCAGAUGUAUUCACCGCGAGCGGCACAUCCGCAGCAGUCCCAGCAACCUCCACCACAACAACAGCAGCAUCAGGCUCAUGUAGCUGGCAUGGGCUAUGAUUCUGGGUUCCACCUACCACAAAACCCUAACCAGUCCGCGCAUGCGUAUCCGCAUCCGCCGCCGCCCAGCUCGCAGAUCCAGUUCCAGUGGGACUCGCGGGGUUGA